This is a messenger RNA of Osmerus eperlanus (European smelt), 7219 nucleotides long. It is a transcript of the gene smg6, whose product is annotated as SMG6 nonsense mediated mRNA decay factor. The transcript is spliced from 18 exons. Gene Ontology annotation, molecular function: protein binding; telomeric repeat DNA binding; telomerase RNA binding. NCBI's taxonomy places the organism in Eukaryota, Metazoa, Chordata, Actinopteri, Osmeriformes, Osmeridae. The record is from RefSeq and is a predicted model, not a curated record. Gene Ontology annotation, cellular component: telomerase holoenzyme complex. Gene Ontology annotation, biological process: nuclear-transcribed mRNA catabolic process, nonsense-mediated decay. The coding region runs from base 224 to 5272 and encodes 1682 amino acids.
GGAGCAGGAUCCUGGUCAGCGACAGCAGAGCGACCAUGACUGCAAGCGUCCGACCCUGCAGCGCUACCAGGCCGGGGCGGGCCACGCCCACCGCCCUCCCAACAGCGAGGAGACGGACGCCGACCUCGCCGCGCCGCUGACCCCCGACCCAGAAGAGCCCGUGAGGUCCCCUCGGGAGGAGCGCCAGGCGCCCCCCGAGCCAGCCCCGGAGAGACGCGUCUGCAUGGACGGAGGGAUGGGGAAGGACGGAGAAGAGGGCGACGGAGGCAGGGGGACGGGCCCGGAUUACGGGGAGGCCCGCGCGUCCGAAACGAACGGCCCCGGAGACGACGCCACUGGCGGGAAGGGCUCCGCGGGCUGGCCGCCGUCCGCCAAGGAGGGCGGGAGGGGAAAGGAGAAGAGUCGGAACGACAGGCACCACCCUGAACCCGUCGGCGCCGCCUCCACCUCGCCCAAACCUGCCCGGAGGACCCGCAAGCCGGACCGGGAGAUCUAUCAGCCAGGGAGCCGGAGAAGCACCCAGGGGAAGGAGCACGGAGCGGGCAAGGAGCAGGACAAACCUCCCCCUUCUAGGGAGGGCGCCAGGAGGGAGCCAGCCACCCCGAGGGAGGCAGAGAUGGAGAUGGAGGGGAAGAAAGACCCGGCCCCCCCAAGGAGAGAGGGAGGAGAGAGAGAGGGGAAGAAAGACCCGGCCUCAAGGAGAGAGGGAGGAGAGAGAGAGGGGAAGAAAGACCCGGCCCCCCCAAGGAGAGAGGGAGGAGAGAGAGAGGGGAAGAAAGACCCGGCCCCAAGGAGAGAGGGCGGAGAGAGAGAGGGGCGGAGAGACUCCGCGAAGGACGGAGGGAACGGAAGAGAGGGGAAAGCGAGGGAGGAGAAGAAGAAAAGUGGGAGAGGAAGCGAUUCAAAUAGGCGGCCGGGGGGGAGAGAGGCGGGGAAGGCCCCGGAUGUUUCUGCAGACACGGCUGUGGGCGACAUCACAAGCAGGGUGGAAACGCUCAAUGUGAGAGGAGAGGAGGGGGAGAAGGAAGAGAGCGAGGAAGGAGGAGACCGUGGGAGAAAGGCCAGUGGCGAGGGUAUGAGAAGUAGAGCUGGGGGAGGAGGAGUGGGAAGAGGAGAGAAAGAGGGAGCGGAUAGGCCGGAGGAAAAGAAACGAGAGAGGGGGAACCGGAGGAAAAGAGGAGAGAAGGAGGGGAAUCUGGACUCCAGGAGAGGCCGGGCGGAAGGAGGAGGAGGAGGGGGGGGCGGGGGAGGGAAGCCUGAGCGGGGCGCGACGGAGAACGAGAGGGACGCGAAGGGCUCCGAGGAGGCGGGCCGAAAGAGGGAGGGCAGGGGCUACUCCAGGGAGGCCCCCCCAGCGAAGGGUCUGGAGAAGCCCAGGGACAGAGGGGGCCAGAGGGGGAACCAGGCCCGGGACGAAGAGCCCCGGAUGGGCCGAAACCGGACCGGGGAGAGGGCGGUGGAGGGAAGCGAGCAGGGCAAAGCCGACUCCAGCGAGGCCACGUCCGCCUCCUCCAAACGCUACUCCAAGUCGGACAUCCGCCGCCCCCGCAACCGCAAGUACAGCACCAGCUCGGCCAGCAGCGGCACCAGCCUGGACGGGCCGGCGGGACAGGGUGGCGGAGAGGGCCGCGCCCGCCGGGAACGCCUGGGCCUGGGCCGCAGGGACCGGGGCGAAGCAGGGCCGGACGGCCGGGGGAGAGGAGGAGGGGGAGGGGGAGGAGGAGGAGGAGGGGGAGGAGGGGGGGGUCAGCUGCAGAGCAGGAGGAGGCCCCCCGCGGAGAUGUCGUCCACCGACUCGAUGGACGAGAGCGAGACGGGCGACCGGGCGGAUGAUCACAGGAGGAAGAGGAGAGACGGAGAGGAGGACUGGAGCCCAGAAAGGAGGAGGGAGAAUGAGAACAGAGGGAGAGGACAGAGAGGAGGAGGAGGAGGAGGGAGAGGAGGAGGAAUACUCCGAAUGCCUUUGGAAAAACAGGCAGGCACAUCCCAGGUCACCUCGGUCCACGGCGAGGACCCGCUGCGUCGCAGGCAGGGCUCGGCCCCCCGGGGCCGAGGGAGGGGCAUCCUCAUCCUGCCGGCGCACACCAACCUCUCCCAUUCGCCAGAGCCCGGGCCCAGGCUUCUUCUGUUUGGAGGAACCCGGGGUGGGGCGGGCCUAGGCCGCGGCAGGGGGGGGAGAGGGGGCGGGACCAGACGACUCUGGGACCCCAACAACCCCGACCAGAAACCUGCUCUCGCCCGCAGCCAGCACCCGCAGCACCCGGGCCUCCAGCAGCCCAUGUACCUGCAGACCGCCGGCGGAUACGGGCCCCUCCACUUCCUGGAUACGGACGACGAGGCGGCGGGAAGCCCUCCCGUCCGCCAGGGGGAGCACUUCCAGUCUCAGCAGGCCGCGGCCCUGGCCUACUACAAGUUCCAGAACUCGGACAACCCUUACUGCUACCCCGUCACCGCCGGCAACGCGCCCUCCAACCCUCGCUACCCAUACCCCUACCCCAUGUCCCCCUACCAGACCCCGCCCACCAACGGCAUGUACCCAUCCCCGGGGAUGGGGCAGUUCUACGCGGGGUACCGCGGCCCCGGGUACCCCCAGGCAGGCCCCGGGGGGGGCUUGACCCCGGAGGAGGCCGAGCAGCAGGCCAGGGGGGAGCUGGGGAAGCUGCUGAGGGCCGCCGACUCCCAGGAGCUGCAGCUCAGCAACCUGCUCUCCAGAGACAGGCUGAGCCCCGACGGACUGGACCGCAUGGCUCAACUCAGAGCCGACCUGCUGACGCUGUACGAGCGCGUCAUCCUGACGGACAUCGAGUUCUCUGACUCGCAGAACCUGGACCAGGCGCUGUGGAAGAACGUGUUCUACCAGGUCAUCGAACACUUCCGCCAGCUGCUCAAAGAGCCCGCCGCCGACGCCGGCCCACACAUCCGCACCAUGCUGCUCACCCUGCUGGAUGAGGGGGCGCUGUUCUUCGACACGCUGCUGCAGAAGCUGCAGGCGGCGUUCCAGUUCAAGCUGGAGGACUACAUGGACGGCAUGGCCAUCCGAGCCCGCCCGCUCCGCAAAACGGUGAAGUAUGCUCUGAUCAGCGCCCAGCGCUGUAUGAUCUGCCAGGGAGACAUCGCACGAUACCGAGAGCAAGCCAGCGACUCUGCCAACUACGGCAAGGCCCGGAGCUGGUACCUGAAGGCCCAGCAGAUCGCCCCGAAGAACGGACGCCCCUACAACCAGCUGGCCCUGCUCGCUGUCUACACGAAGAGAAAGCUGGAUGCGGUGUAUUACUACAUGCGGAGUCUGGCUGUCUCCAACCCCAUCCUCACUGCCAAGGAGAGUCUAAUGAGCCUGUUUGAGGAGGCCAAACGCAAGGCCGACCAGCUGGAGCGUCGCCGACGCCAGGAGUCGGAAGGGGGCUCCAGGGGCCCGGCGGUGCGGGGGGCCGGCGGGCGCGGGGAAGAGGGGGCCCGGGUGGAGACCUGGGUCCGUCCCAGCGGGCCGGUGGGGGCACGGCACGGCGGGGGCAGCGAGUCCAGCAGGGACUCUGAGCAGGACGGGGAGCUGGGCUGCCUCAGCGCCAGCGACCUCAACAAGCGCUUCAUCCUGAGCCUCCUGUACACGCACGGGAAGCUCUUCACCAAAGUAGGCAUGGAGUCCUUCCCCGAGGUGGCCGGCCGCGUGCUCCAGGAGUUCCGGGCUCUUCUCCAGCACAGCCCCUCCCCGCUGGGCAGCACGCGCACCCUGCAGAUCAUCACCAUCAACAUGUUCACCAUCCACAACGCCCAGAGCCGAGACGAGGAUGGGGAGGUGAGGUCGGUGUUGCAGGAGCAGACCGUAGCUCUGGGUCUGGCCAUGUUUGGACUGCUGGUCCAGCGCUGCACGGAGCUGCUGAGAGAGACUCCUGCAGAGCCCGUCAUGGCGGAGGAGGGGGGGGAAGGGGAGGAGCUGGAGGGCAUGGUGAGGGUGUCGGCCUUUCCGGCGGACCUGAGAGACCUGCUGCCCAGCAUCAAGGUGUGGUCUGAUUGGAUGCUGGGACACCCUGACCUGUGGAACCCGCCGCCCUGCAGUAUUGACGGCAGCCCGGACGUGUGGCGGUGCCUGGCUCACCUGUGCAACGCGCUGGCGCGGGUGGGCCACGGGGAGGCGCCGCUGUACAAGGCGGACGGGGACGGCAGCGAGGGCGACGAGGACCUGCGCCUGCUGCUGCUGGAGGAGGACCGCCUGCUGGCCGGGUUCGUGCCCCUGCUGGCCGCGCCCCAGGAGCCCUGCUACAUCGACCGCCACGCCGACACGGUGAUAGCGGCUGACUGUAAGAGAGUGACGGUGCUGAAGUACUUCCUGGAGGCGCUGUGCGGACAGGAAGAGCCCCUCCUGGCCUUCAAGGGAGGCAAAUACGUCUCCACGGCAACCUCGCCCCCGCCCCCCCGUGCGGCCCACGCCAGGAGCCGCCAGGACUCUCAGACGGAGAGGGAGAGCGACGACGUUAUCGUGGAGGAGGAGGAGUCGUCGGAGGAGGAGGAAGAGGAAGAGGAGGAGGGUGAGCGGGACGGCGAGGACGGCGGGGCGAGCGAGGACGACAUCCGCGAGCUGAGGGCUCGGCGCCACGCGCUCACCAGCAAGCUGGCCCAGCAGCAGAGACGCCGGGACAAGAUCCAGGAGGCGCUGCGGCCGCGCGGCCAGCUGGAGAUGGAGGUGUGUCCCGUCUUCCUGGUCCCUGACACCAACGCCUUCGUCGACCACCUGGCGGGCCUGAAGGCCCUGCUGCUGUCCAGCACGUACAUACUGGUGGUGCCUCUCAUAGUGAUCACAGAGUUGGACGGCCUGGCUAAGGGCCAGGAGAGUGGGGGGCCAGGGCCCGCGGGGGGCAGGGGAGGGGGCGGCGGCGGUCACCGCGGCAACCCCGGGGGGCCGAGCGCGGCCCACGCCCGGGCCGUGCAGGACAAGGCCAGGCUGGCGGUGGCCUUCCUGGAGCGAGGCUUCGAGGCCAGGGAGCCCCGCCUCCGAGCCCUGACCAGCCGGGGCAGCCAGCUGGACUCCAUCGCCUUCCGCAGCGAGGACACCUCGGGGCAGCAGGGGAACAAUGACGACGUGAUCCUGUCCUGCUGUCUCCACUACUGCAAAGACAAGGCCAAGGACUUCAUGCCAGCACAGAGGAAUGGGCCGGUGCGUUUGAGAAGGGAGGUGGUCCUCCUCACAGACGACCGCAACCUGCGCGUCAAAGCUCUGACCCGCAACGUCCCCGUCAGGGACAUCCCGGCUUUCCUCAGCUGGGCCAAGGUGGGCUGACCCGGGGCCAGUCUCCAGCCCCCCCCAGGGAACCCAAACCGCUGAAAAACCGCUGGCCCACUCAACCACGAAGUGGAGGAACACACUAACGCAGAAGGGGGAGGAAGAGGAGGAGGAGAGAGAGAGGGGGACGGGGGAGAGGGAUAUAAAAUGCCUUUUUUGGGGGAAGAAGAAAAAAACACCCGAACAAAAUGACACUAAAAAGGCGUUUUGGUGUGUUUGAAACGCGAAAAGGAUUCCGAGUCGUUUUCUGAGAUGAGCUUUCUCUCCCCCCCCCCCUCCCCUCUCCGUAGCGAGGUGUGUGUGUGUGUGAGAGUGUGUGUAGGCCAGCGAGCAUCUUAUUGAGACGGGGAGACGAGAGAGUUAGAAAUUCAGGGCCCGGCAGAGAGGAGAGAGUUGUUGAGUGUUGUAAUACUGGGUCGUCCGGUACAGCGUGCAAGCCUGCAGUGUCAGUUUGUAAGGACAGCCGUGUUUCUGUCACAACAAGACACAGCUAUGGAGGGAGGGAGCGAGGGAGCUGAAGGCUUUAAGGAAGAGAGGUUAAGAGGAGAUUUAAAGAGGCCAUUCCCUCUAGAGAGGUAACAUAUGUCUGAGAGUCUAGCUAACCGCUAGGGCUCUUAACAAUGAAGAGAGAGAGGGGGGUAAUGUGCCAGUCAGGGCAGGAAGAUGUUGUUUGGGGUAGGGACACUGAAAGCCACCCCUGCUCUUUAUGUAGAACCCCUUCCAUGGUCAGGUUCCAAUUCUGUACUGACCAGGAAGUGUUAGGGUCAUUUCCUGCUGACCCAGGAAGUGGUUUCAACGCCAGGUGCAACUGCCCACUUGGAGUUGUUGCCCCAGCUUGACGUUGACCUACGGGGUCAUUACCAAGUUGGUGUAUGUGGAAAAAUUCAAAGACAACAAAAAAAAUAGUUUGCAGUUUUUCUUUAUCAUUUGUACAUUGGUAAUGCUUGUUUGAGUGUUGCUGUAGUGGUGGGCUCUUAUCUGUGUAAGUUCACUGUUGUCUGUGGAGCUGCUCAUUCCAGCCAAGCCAUCAACAAGUCUGAUUCACCUCCUCGUCUCAGAUAACCUGCCAGAAGACAUGUUUGUGGGGGUUUCCUGAUGACUUGUCAGGCUAGUUCCUGGUAACAUUCUUGAAUCGACAUCGACGCGCCUGAAACCACAUAGGCUACCGCUAAACACAGAAGCUCACUGAUCCAGAGACGACACAGGUUAUUAUGGUGUUCCCUUUUGUUAUCCCUCCAAUUACUUUCGUUUCAUUUGAAUAUCAUCACAUUAUUUUAGCCGUAUCAUUUCAUUUGUGCAUUUAAACCCUGAUUUCUCCGUUUAUCACUUUGUUGCUUGGUAUCCUUGACGUCAUACGUACAGCCGAAUCCUUCCGUGCAGUGUGCGUGCCGGUCAAAUAUUUACAAAGGAAGGAUUCAUUUCUCUAUUAUACCAUGUCAACAUGCACACAUACCAUCACUAUGUUUUCUGUCACAGCUUGACAAUGUUGUGUGGCAUCCAUUGGCCUCCGACUCCUGUAUUUAUGCACCAGUAAAAGUGACAACGUGUUUUCUUCGCCCCACCUCCUGCACAGCAUGAUUUCGCCAAGUGCUUCUGAUGAGGUUCCAAAACUUGGGUUAGGGAACUCGUUUCUGUCAACAGUUCUGUAAAUGACUCGCAUGUAAACUGUACCUGCUUACGUAACGUCCCAGCUUUCAGUCAAGUUGCAGUGCAUUGGAGCUAUUUCUGAAUGAGAACAUCUGCAUCGUUGUGGUGUGUUUAUCCUUCACGGAUCACCAGUUCUGCAAGGUCGUCACCUGACCUGAUGUUUGCCGUGCCAUUUCAGUGCCGCUGUGUGUUUUUAUAUGGCGACAACACCCAGGCUAGGCAAAUCAACAUGCAUGUGUUAUCACGCUGUUGUGAACUGUUCUCUGUCGGUUUCUUCAAUAAAUCCUUUUAAUUUCA